This is a messenger RNA of Trichomonas vaginalis G3, 1842 nucleotides long. RefSeq names its product armadillo (ARM) repeat-containing protein family. NCBI's taxonomy places the organism in Eukaryota, Parabasalia, Trichomonadida, Trichomonadidae. The record is from RefSeq and is a predicted model, not a curated record. The coding region runs from base 1 to 1842 and encodes 613 amino acids. The transcript has a single exon.
AUGAAGACUACAAUCGAAGGAUCUCCUUAUUCUCCUCCAGAUCCAGUCGUUCCGAGAGUCCUCCCGUCUCCAAUUAGUGAGGAUAAGAUACGUCCACCAGAAAUUACUGAGAUUCCUUUUGUAGUUUCAGAACCAAAACCAUUAACUCGUUCUGACUCAAGUACGUUUGAUGACAUGGCGCAACAGCUUGAAAAUCCAGCAGAUAUGAUCGAUUUCCAUCCUCUUUUAUCUCAAUUUUGCGAUAAUUGCAUUGAAAUUUCAAACAACAACUCAAUAUCUUCAUCAGACUCAAAAAUUCUUCCUAAAAUGAUAUCAUCAUUGCUAAAAGUUAUCGAGGCAAUACCAACAGAAGACUUAUUAUAUUUAAUCAACGGAUUUCAAUCAUUAACAACUGUAAUGCACUCAAAACCAUCAACACCUUCUCUUGCAAGACUAAAAUCACCAAAGCCAAUCACAAUUAUUCCAGUAGUUAAAGGUCAAGAGAAAAAAGGUCCAAAACUCAUUACUCCUCGCUUGAUGCAAGCAAAACCAGUUAAUACGCAUCAACCUCUUGCUCCUCUCACAGAUCUAGGCCACUCACAAGAUUUAGAUUCUUUAUUAAAUUUAAUUAACUUUGUUAUUGCGAAAGCAUCAUAUCAUUUCACAGAAUCAUUACCACCAAUCGAUAAGAAGACAUACGAAUCUAUCGCAAACUUCUGUUUUUCAACAAUUUCCCAUCAAAAUCACAUAAGUACGAGAAUUUACUCAGCAGCAGUUCUUUCCAACUUAUCCAAGGAUAAAGAAUCACUCACAUGUAUAUAUACAAUGCCAAACUGGACUCAAACCGUUACAAACUGUUUAUCAUCUGAAAUUGAACAAAAUGAUUCAUUCAAACAGUUCAUAAUCUACUUAAUAUCAUUCAUAAACAAUGUUUCAGCUGAUAAAACCUCAGAAAACUUAAUUCCUCAGUCAAAUAUUUCAAUAAUGCUGUUUAAAAUCCUCAAACAGCUGUCGAAUGAUGCUCAAGUAGUUCUCCGGUGCUUCUGCUUCCUCUCUAAAUCGUGUAAUGACGCUUCCUCUCGUUCAGAUGCGAUAACUGAGUUUGGAUCUGAAGAUUUGAUAGGAAUUUUCCUUUCUGUAAUCGACAAUUUCAGAGAUGAUGAAGCCAUUAUAUCGAGAUCGUGCUUUAUCCUGUCAGAAUUCGUUGAUAAAGAGUUUGAUUUUUCUAACGCGGUUUCUACGGCCAAUUUGUCAGUAAUUUUCGAUUCCCUGAAGACAGCAAAGAACACAGGAUGCGUUGAAUCACUUACUGCUCUGAUCGCGUGCUUGAUUUCUGUAAAAUCUUGUAUCUCAUUAAUUUCCAAAAAUUUAGUGUCACUUUUACAAACAUCAAAACCGUUUUUAUCGGUCACAUCAUGUCCAAUUAUUUUAGAGACAUUGCGUACACUUUGUCGGGCUACUACUGUUGAUUCUGCCACAGUUUUGAGGCCGUUAGAUGACUGGUUAUCAACAGGUGACACAGAAAUUGAGAAAUUGGCUCUUUGUUUGUGUUUUGAUGUUAGCGAAUACGGGAUUCCUCUGGAUGUAGCACAGAUUGUGUUGCCUUAUGUUGGUGAUGACAGGAAGGACUUGUCUUUCCUUGCAAUCAGAGUCAUUUCUGGAGCAGCGAAAGAUCCAAUGAUUUCGUCUCUUUCUGAGAAAAUUGACUCCAGAGUGAAAAGAGUUAUUGAAAACGAGGAAUUGGACCAGGGAACAGUCUCUGAACUAGGAAAACUGUUUGAGAGCCUUCCUCAGGGUGUAUUGUCUGAACAGACACUGGAUGACGCAAGAGCUUUCGAUGAUUUAGCUAUUUAUACUAUAUAG